This is a messenger RNA of Theileria parva strain Muguga, 1340 nucleotides long. RefSeq names its product ThiF family protein (gene ECR1). Gene Ontology annotation, cellular component: cytoplasm. The record is from RefSeq and is a predicted model, not a curated record. Gene Ontology annotation, molecular function: ubiquitin-like modifier activating enzyme activity. NCBI's taxonomy places the organism in Eukaryota, Apicomplexa, Aconoidasida, Piroplasmida, Theileriidae. Gene Ontology annotation, biological process: protein modification by small protein conjugation. The transcript has 10 exons. The coding region runs from base 140 to 1321 and encodes 393 amino acids.
ACAAAAUUAGUAUUAUUUUUAAAUUAGCCAUUGUUUUCAGUUAAAAUUUUAAUUCUAUACCCUUUAUUAUUUAUUUUAUUUAAUAAUUAAUUUUUUUAAAAAAUGUGUAAAAAUUUGAACUUACCUUUUUGAGGCCCAUAUGAACAAUGUCUUAAAGUCCAGGAUUCUAGUGGUAGGUUCAGGCGGUUUAGGUUGUGAAUUAUUGAAAAGUUUAGUUUUAAACGGAUUUGAAAACAUUUCCAUUGUUGACUUUGAUAAAGUGGUUCUAUCAAACCUAAAUCGGCAAUUUUUAUUUCAAAAAAACGAUGUCGGUAAGUUUAAGUCACAAAUUGCAUUUGAAAAUAUUAAACCUUGGAACACAUCAAAAUUUCCUCAAUUUUAUGUUGGAAGAGUUGAGGAAUUGAGUCUGAAAUUGUUAUCUGAAUUCGACGUAAUAUUCUCUGCUUUGGAUACAAUUCAAAGUCGAAGAUGGCUAAAUUCAGCUUUUUUUGAGAUUUACAGAUUUUAUAAUAUUUCCAACACCAAUUCUCAAUUAAGUGAAGACAAUAGCCUAAAAAUAUUAAUUGACGGUGGUUCCCAAGAUUUAUAUGGUCAUGUUAGAGUUAUCAGACCAGGCUUUACUUCAUGCUUGGAAUGUUCAUUAACUCUCUAUUCUUCAGAAGACCCAUUUCCUUGUAUAUUAACUGAUAACUUACAGUCGCCUGAAGAUUGCAUAAAUUAUUCUCUGUAUAUUUAUUUUGAUUAUGGUCCAUCAGGUGUUUCUCCCACCGGCACACUUGAUGAAAAUCAGGAGGGUUUAUUAGAGUACAUAUAUGAAAAUUCUAAAAUGAUCGCUGAAUCUAAGCAUAUCAAAGGAGUUACGUUAGAUCUCGUCAAUCGCAUUUGUAAUAGGGCAAUCCUAAACAUUCCAACCACUAAUAGCAUCAUUUCAUCUCUAAUGGUUAAUGUUCUUUUAACUCAGGACUUUAAUUACAACUUUUACUUUUAUUCCGGAGAUGGAAUAACAAACUUAUCCAAAUUUAAACUACAACCUGAUCAAAAUUGCGUGGUUUGUAAUUGUAAGUGUAUAAAAUUGAAAGUAAAACUCGAAAUGAAGUUGGUCGAUCUGUUAAGGGUCCUGUACAAAAAAAUAUCUGUGGAUUCAAUUAACAUAUCAUCCGAUCUAGGUGUGAUAUACUUCGAUAAUCCAAAAUCCCUCAGUGAUCUAUAUGCAUAUAGAUUAAACAUGAAGUUAAGUGACCUCAAGGACGUGUUAUCUGGAAAACUAUACUUAACUUCAAAAGAUUCCCAAACUUGGAUCAUUUACUUAAUAUUUCAAUAAUUAAUAUUAUAUACAUGUG